AUGGAGAAGACUUUGAACAGAAUUCAUCCAGUUUCCGAUCCAGAAGCAACAUAUUUUCUACAAGUAUCAUGGGAAAAAGAUUUAGGCACUGGCUUUGGUAUAAUACUUAGUGAUGGUCAAUGUGCAUGGGCUGGGACAGUGUCUGAAGCUGAAAUUUCUAGGGAGGCUGCUGACAUGGAAAUGAAUAGAGAAAAGUAUGUCGAAGAACUGAAGAAAGCAUUGGUAGCUGGAGAAGAAUCAGCUGGGAAAUAUAACUUUGCGAUUUCAAGAGAUGAAGAAAAUAUGGAAUGUCACUUUUCCUAUGAAAGAAAUCUAAAAGAUGGCACUUUUAGACUUGGGUCUCUGAAGCUACAGAAAGUUUCGAGUCCGGAGGAGGUGGUUAGGGAGCUGAUUGGUUACUGUCUGGACUGCCUGGGAAGACUGCAAGCAAAAAAUGAGCAUCUGCAAAAAGAAAAUGAAAGGCUUUUCAGCAACUGGAGUGAUGUGGAGAAGCGGCUGGAAAAAUGUGUGGAAGCUAAAGAAGAACUAGAAGCAGACCUUUAUAAUCGGUUUGUUUUGGUGCUGAAUGAAAAGAAAGCAAAGAUAAGAAACUUACAGAGGUUGUUGAAUGAAGCUAAAGAAUCUGCAGCAGAUGCCAAAUGUACAAGGGGUAGUAUAGCUACUACUCAGGUGGUUACAGGGGAAGAAAAUUACUAUGACGGCAGCACUGAUGAGGAAAGUGAAAAUUUAACACGGACAUCAUUACCGUCAGCACCAGAACGAAGGCAUUCCAUUCUGGGUAGCCCAGAUGUCGUUGAUACUGCUCCAAGAAGAAAGCGAAGACAAAGGACAGCAAAGUCUGCCGGGACAGGAGCUAAGAUGGCUACUUAUGAGACAGAACUGCCAGCCAAGGAAAAACCUGAUCUGGCCUCGCAGAAGACGUCGGGCAAGCAUUCCCUGGAUGUGAUGUCUCUCGAAACACUGGAAAACACUUGUCAGCCAGAGGACCUCUUUGAUGACAUCUAA
Opisthocomus hoazin is the source of this 1005-nucleotide messenger RNA. The record is from RefSeq and is a predicted model, not a curated record. NCBI's taxonomy places the organism in Eukaryota, Metazoa, Chordata, Aves, Opisthocomiformes, Opisthocomidae.